CUUUCGUUCUCCACGCUCCCCCACUUACACUAUUACUAUUACUAACAUCAUCAACAACAACAACAACAAAAAGAAAUAAAAAGACAUUUCUCUAUAUCAAAUACAAAUCCAUUUUGAGCAUAUUUCUCUCCUACUAGCAAAUUCCACCAUUUUUCCAGCUUCGCGUACAUCAAUAUACGCUUAUAAUUCUUCCUUCUUACCUUUUUUGCAUGCAGCGCUAAAAUUCACAGAGGAAAAAGGUCGAGUUGUGUGUGUGUGUGUUGUUGUAAUGCUAGCUGUGUCACCUUUGAGUAACACAACGGCAAGAGAUGAUAACACGAUGGAGAGUUUUGGGAUUGGAGGAGGAGUUGAUUUCCCUGAUUUCGUUGGGGAGAAUUUACUUGACAGCAUUGAUUUUGAUGACCUAUUUGUUGGAAUCAACGAUGGAGAUGUACUGCCAGAUUUGGAAAUGGACACUGAAAUACUUGCAGAAUUUUCAGUUAGUAGUGGCGAUGAAUCCGAUGUGAAUAACUAUAGCAGUAGUAAUAAAACUACGUUUAUUUCUACUGCUACAAAAAAAGUAGAAAGAAAAGAUGAAACGGAAAGAGCAGCCUCGGAUGUAGGUUCGGGUUUAACGAGCUUAAAUCAAGGAGAAGAAAUUGUUAGUACUCAAAAAAGUGAAGAAUCUACACUACAAGUGAAACAGAAUAUCACUCCAAAAGAAAGUGAUAAAGGCAAAAAGUCAUCCAAGAAUAAUCUUCCAGUCAAGAGGAAAGUAAAGGUGGACUGGACGCCAGAAUUGCACAGAAGAUUUGUACAAGCAGUAGAGCAGCUAGGUGUAGAUAAGGCAGUCCCAUCAAGAAUUUUGGAGAUCAUGGGAAUCGACUGUCUUACUCGUCAUAAUAUUGCCAGUCAUCUUCAAAAAUAUCGAUCCCAUAGGAAACAUUUGCUUGCAAGAGAAGCUGAGGCCGCGAGUUGGAGCCAGAGAAGGCAACUUUACUGUGGUGCAGCCGUGGUAGGAGGGGGAGGAGGAAAGAGAGAUAUGACCCCGUGGCCUGCACCAACUAUUGGCUUUCCUCCUCCUCCUACGAUGGCGGCUCCAAUGCCUCAUCAUUUUAGACCCCUACAUGUAUGGGGUCAUCCAUCUGUCGACCAAUCAUAUAUGCACAUGUGGCCUAAACAUCUAGCGCCUUCGCCUUCUCCGCAACAUCCAUCACCAGCAUGGGCUCCUCCUCCUCAUCUUCAUCCUCCGCCACCUUCAGAUCCUUCUUUUUGGCAUCCACACCAUCAACGAGUACCAAAUCCUCUUACACCAGGAACUCCUUACUUUCCAGCACCUAUAGCACCAACGAGGUAUCCGGGUGGUCAUCAUCCAGUACCUGGCAUACCACCCGCAGCGCAUGCGAUGUACAAAGUAGACCACGUUCGAAGUACUGCUCCUCCAACACAACCUCUACCUAAACCUCCUUGUGAUUUUCAUCCUUCCAAGGAGAGCAUAGAUGCGGCUAUUGGAGAUGUUUUAUCUAAACCAUGGCUACCACUUCCCCUCGGACUCAAACCUCCGGCUGUCGACAGCGUGCUAGGUGAAUUACAACGUCAAGGGGUACCUAAAAUACCACCAACUUGUGCAUAGUCGUUUUUAAUGAGACAGCUAGCAAAAGCCAGUGGAAUUUUUUGGGGUUCACUUGGGGUAUGUACGUACAUAGCCAAGAAACCCUUCAAUUCGACGACAUUUCCUGCACUUAUUAGAUGCAUGAAGAUUAUCAAUUCGAUAUGGAUCGAACGUUAUCAACAUCGUCUACAAUAAUGCAGUUUUUUCCCUCAUAUAAUAUAUUGAUAUUAGAGAACUUUUAAUUUGUUGUCCUACUUAAUUUGUUCUUGUUUUGCUAUAUAUGUACUACAAGAACAUGUUUUAACUUAACCAUGGGGAUUUGGACAUGCAUGAACUGUGGUCUCUUUUUCUCUUUUUGUAAUGAUGUAAUCACCGGUUUGGGAAAAUAUCUAAUAAUAACAAGAGCUCUUCUUGUAAAUUUAUAGUAA
Capsicum annuum is the source of this 2019-nucleotide messenger RNA. RefSeq names its product transcription activator GLK1-like. Gene Ontology annotation, cellular component: nucleus. The record is from RefSeq and is marked provisional. Gene Ontology annotation, biological process: positive regulation of DNA-templated transcription. Lineage: Eukaryota; Viridiplantae; Streptophyta; Magnoliopsida; Solanales; Solanaceae. The transcript has 6 exons. Gene Ontology annotation, molecular function: DNA-binding transcription factor activity; transcription cis-regulatory region binding. Bases 269 to 1612 code for a protein of 447 amino acids.